Messenger RNA from Histoplasma capsulatum G186AR, 1893 nucleotides. RefSeq names its product siderophore transcription factor SreA. Gene Ontology annotation, biological process: positive regulation of transcription by RNA polymerase II; negative regulation of transcription by RNA polymerase II. Gene Ontology annotation, molecular function: zinc ion binding; DNA-binding transcription factor activity, RNA polymerase II-specific; RNA polymerase II cis-regulatory region sequence-specific DNA binding. The record is from RefSeq and is a predicted model, not a curated record. Bases 1 to 1893 code for a protein of 630 amino acids. The transcript has 3 exons. NCBI's taxonomy places the organism in Eukaryota, Fungi, Ascomycota, Eurotiomycetes, Onygenales, Ajellomycetaceae.
AUGACGGGCCUGCUGGCCUCCAGGCUGCGUGCAGAGGGCGCAAGGUCUCCUACAAAGGGUACAGAUAUUCCCAUGCGGCAGCCGUCUGCUGAGGAUUUGGAUGCGGCACAUCAGCUGGUAUCUUCCGCACGAGGUGGACGAGAUAAUGUAAUGAAUUUUCGCUCCGACAGACAAGAAAUGACCGGCAAAGCGUUGGAUAAUACCCAAGGGGAUGGGAGCCGGAAUAUGGAUUCGCAGUUGCAGAAUGGACACAAAGCUCCUGUCGAGCAACGGGUGGGUGAGCCGCCACCUGAGUCUGUUGCCAAUCCAAUAGAUCAUCCGACGUCGUCGAAGAAAUCCCCGAAAGCGCAGAGUAAGGAGCAGGCUUUCACUGGGCAUUCGUGCAGCAACUGCGGUACGAAACGGACACCAUUAUGGCGAAGGUCUCCGACUGGUGCUACAAUAUGUAAUGCCUGCGGCUUGUACCUCAAGGCCCGGAAUACUGAUCGUCCAACGCAUCGUUCCCGUUCGCUACUUACUCCGUAUGGCUCAAGUUCUGCGCAAACCCUCGACAAGUCGCGGAGCAGUACGUCACCCACAAAUGAUGGGAAUGAUCCUCGGCUGACAGACACAUGGUCGAACUAUGCUGUCAAGGAGUGUACACCUUCAGGAUCGUGUCCGGGCGGAGGAAGUUGCAAUGGCACUGGCGGUGCAGAAGGGUGUGAUGGGUGUCCUGCGUAUAACAAUCGCGUUUAUAAAUCCGCUGCUCGAAACGCUAUGGCGCUCCAUACUCCGAGAACGUCGCCGCAAGUAUCAAGCCAAGGCGGCCCUGGAAGUACGGAAGGUGAUGCCGGCUCAUCGAAUCCUGAAACGAUGACCCUCCACAUAGCUUGCCAGAAUUGCCAAACUACCGUAACUCCGCUUUGGAGACGUGACGAGAAUGGGCAUCCUAUUUGUAAUGCUUGCGGACUCUACCAUAAACUCCACGGCGCCUAUCGACCACCCACGAUGAAAAAGUCAAUUAUCAAGAGACGAAAACGUGUGGUUCCCGCCAUGCGCGAGCAAUCUCCCCCAAGUGCAACCCAAUCCUCGAAUGGCUCCGUUUCCCCUGAAGCAUCUCCCGCUGCCCUUGCGCACAACCACGAUAGUCAUCGUCAGUACCAAAACGUCGAACACGGCAACGGACAUCCACCACCUCACACCCGACCUUUAUAUUCCCAUCCAUAUCACGCCCCACCCCCAGCAGACUUCACAGGUUACACCUCAAACGUCAUCUCCCUCCCGCAUCACCCCCCGUCCACUUCUCAGCAACUAAGACCCUACGACAACAACCACAACAACGGUGAAACCACAAACACCCACCGCGCACCCAUGCCCGCACUCCACAAUCCAAAGAAGCGCACUAUCUCCGAAUCAUCUAUAGAAGACUCUCAACGCCCACAAGCCAGCCAAAUCCCCACACACAUCCCCCAAAUAAACCCCCCCACGCCCCCGUCCUCAUCCUCCGCCUCCUUCCCCAAUAAUAACCCAGGCCGCUUCAACUCUAUCUCCUCGCUAUUAAAUCACCCCGGCGAAGCAGCUACAGCAGCAGCCCACGAUCGGGACGAUAGCCGCGUGGAUCCCGCGCUUUCCUCAGCUGUCGCCCCUCGAACACAUCAGCCACAGCAGGAGCACCAGCAUGCCUCAGCUGGUUCCCACUCCCCUCCCCGCUUCAGCCCUUCUUUGUCACCUGCACCGCCAUCUGCUGCCGCUGUGCCUGUUGGUGGAGGGAGUGGGAGUGGUGCAGCUGCGGGCGCGGGUGUAGUAGAUCAUCGGGACGCAAAGGCGGAGAGGCGGGCGCGGUUGCAGCGUGAGGCGGAGGAUAUGAGGGAGGCGUUGAAGGCUAAGGAGAGGGAGUUGGCGUUGUUGGAGUAG